Molecule: messenger RNA, 762 nt
Organism: Camellia sinensis
Lineage: Eukaryota; Viridiplantae; Streptophyta; Magnoliopsida; Ericales; Theaceae
Biological process (GO): mitochondrion organization
Cellular component (GO): mitochondrion; nucleus
Source: RefSeq, a predicted model, not a curated record
AAAAAAAUUUAUUUAUCUAUUUAUUUUUGGGUAGAAGACACGCUUUACAAUUUGCAUUAGGGUUUCGCAGUCUCUUCCAUCUGAAAAACAUGGCUCGCCGAAGCUCAGGUGGAAGAUCAGCACCUCGUCGUCCUGCACCAGUGCGUAAUCCCCCUCAGCCAGCAAGACAAGCUCCUCCUCCAGCUCCUGUUCAAGGUGGCAGUGGUGGAUCCAUGCUUGGAGGCCUUGGUGCUACAAUAGCUCAAGGCAUGGCAUUUGGUACUGGCAGUGCUGUGGCACAUAGGGCUGUCGAUGCAGUGGUGGGUCCUCGCACCAUUCAACACGAAACUGUCGUCUCUGAAGCAGCUUCUGCCCCAGCACCCGCUACAAACAGUAUGGGUUCUGAUGCUUGCAGUGUGCAGUCCAAGGCAUUCCAGGAUUGCCUGAACUUUUACGGUAAUGAUAUCAGCAAGUGUCAGUUCUAUAUGGAUAUGUUGUCCGAGUGCAAGAGGAACUCUGGUUCUACAAUGGGUGCUUAACCAUGACACCCGUGAUUUGGAACUCCAUCGUUUUAUCCUUUUGACUACCGAUGUAAUGACAGUUUGUUGUGAUGGAGGAUUCCCUAUCAGUUAUCAGUGUUGAUAGCUACUGGACAUGGUGUUAUGAGUACUUAAAUAAUCUUAUUAAAACUUCAUCUUACAUCUGUUUUGAAUGGAAGCUGCAUUUGAACUAUUACUUGAUGUAAGUUUGAUCUAAUGCAUUUGCAUAUUGCUGUUUGCUCUA